Fusarium sp. VM40 is the source of this 2067-nucleotide messenger RNA. NCBI's taxonomy places the organism in Eukaryota, Fungi, Ascomycota, Sordariomycetes, Hypocreales, Nectriaceae. The record is from the annotation of a GenBank genome assembly.
AUGGCGGAUCGCGAGCAUGAAGUUGAAGAGGGGAACGAAGCGCUGGAUCCAGAGGUCCUCUACUUGAAGGAAUACUGCAUAGGAGGAGGCAGUUUCGGCAAAGUUUAUAAAGGAGUCGACAAGCGAACGGGCCAGGCUGUUGCGAUCAAAGUUAUCGAUAUAGAGAGUGCCGAAGACGAAGUCGAGGACAUCAUUCAGGAAAUCGCUAUCCUAUCCGAGUUACAAUCUCCAUAUGUCACCAAGUACUAUGGAUCAUACGCCAAGGGUGCAGAGCUAUGGAUUGUAAUGGAGUUCUGCUCAGGUGGAAGUUGCGCCGACCUGAUGAAGCCAGGACUGAUCGGAGAGGACUACAUUGCCAUCAUAGUGCGCGAGCUGCUCAUGGGACUGGACUACCUCCAUACAGAUAAAAAGCUCCACAGAGAUAUCAAAGCUGCCAACGUGCUUCUCAGCAGCAAUGGGCAGGUCAAGCUCGCUGAUUUUGGCGUUUCGGGUCAGCUCUCUGCAACUAUGACAAAGAAGAAUACUUUUGUCGGAACACCGUUUUGGAUGGCACCAGAGGUCAUUAAGCAAUCUGGGUAUGAUCACAAGGCCGAUAUUUGGUCCCUUGGCAUCACGGCUCUCGAACUGGCAAACGGAGAGCCGCCUUAUGCGGACAUUCAUCCUAUGAAGGUUCUCUUUUUGAUCCCCAAAAACCCUCCCCCGCGACUCGAAGGCAACUUUACCAAGGCCUUCAAAGACUUCGUUGAGUUAUGUCUCCAGCGAGAUCCCAAAGACAGACCGACAUCUAGGGAUAUGCUGCGUCACCCGUUUAUUAGACGGGCCAAACGGACGACAUAUCUGACAGAGCUCAUCGAAAGACACACACGCUGGGCAGCCACACAUAAGGGAGAGGACGACGACAACUGGGAUGCAUCUCAUAGUGGACGAGUUCCUGCAGAACGUGAGCGAGUUGACGAGGACAUGUGGGAUUUUGGCACCGUUAGACUUGUUGGCGAGCGCGGAGGCAUUGUUAACCGACCAGGUCUCAAUGCACUGGAUGAGAAUGCGACGAAUGCACGUUCGUCUCGGCCACUUGAGAUCGAAGAAGAUUAUGGCGAGCAACGACGUGAUGGCAGCCCAACCAAGUUGCGAGAUCUUGCACCUCAAUCACUCGAGACUGUCAAGGCGCCCAACCCAGGUUCGAGGCAGUCGAGCCCACAACGAAAGGCUGUUCCACAGUCACAAUACCAGCCACCGGUUCAAUCACCAGUGAGAGCAUUACCUCAGACCCCUUUAAAACUACCUGCCAGAGAUAACGCCGAUACUCCUCGACCGUUAAGGCCAAUGCCUCCUGCGCCCGUGGAUGAGUCUCCUGAGUAUGAUCGUGAGCUACAAAGUCAACUACAGCGCGACAUUGGCAUGCUCAACAUAGGCUAUGAGCCGCGGAAUGAGAGUAGAGCCAGCCCGCAGCUCGAGCCACCACACUGGUCAUUACCACCUGCUCCGCCAACGCAUCUUGUUCGACCGACGACCACGAAGCAGAUGAGCCUACCAGAGAUACCCCCGUACAGACCUAACCAAUCUGCCACAAAGUCAAGAGUUCCUUCAUUGCAACACUCUCCUGCACCGCAAAUUCAUGUGCCACUUCCAGGGGGAGCACAGGGUCCUCGACCUCUUCCACCGAAAGCUCAUUCGCAAUCGCCGAGUCCGUCUGACUUUUCCGCUCCCUCAGCUUUCCCUGCACCCGCGCCAGCUAAUCCAAAUGGCGAGCUCGACGCGCUGAACGAUGUCAUGUUUCCAGCACUCGAAGAGGCGCUUAAGCGGCGGCAGAUCAGCCUUCAACACGUAUACAAACCAGGACAGAAUCCAGCUCAAAUUACACCCCAACAGCAACGGGCAGAGGCUGCACAUGAGAAACUACGAAAGCUUGUGUAUAAGUUGGCACACGUCUGCAAGGAAAUUGAUCAUUACGAUAAGGCCGAGCCUGUUGGAAUGGGCAGAGAGGUUGGUAGUUUUCUCGAAGGACUUCUCGAAGAAAUCUUGGUGAGAGUUGAGCCUUUGGACGAGGAUGAGGGAACCCAAGUUUAA